Molecule: messenger RNA, 948 nt
Organism: Trypanosoma rangeli
Lineage: Eukaryota; Euglenozoa; Kinetoplastea; Trypanosomatida; Trypanosomatidae
Product: mRNA capping methyltransferase
Exons: 1
Coding region: 1-948 (315 amino acids)
Biological process (GO): 7-methylguanosine mRNA capping
Cellular component (GO): nucleus
Molecular function (GO): mRNA 5'-cap (guanine-N7-)-methyltransferase activity
Source: RefSeq, a predicted model, not a curated record
AUGGCGGAAGGCCUGAGAACGGCUGCAUCCUACGAUGAGAUCGCAAGAAAGCGAGCAGGCGACAUGACAAGCAAGGAGUCCCCUUUCCGUUUUUUUAACAAUUAUGUAAAGAAACGUCUCAUUCAAUUUGCUUUGGAUCAUUUAAAGGAUAAGGUGGGAUGCUCCGGCGCAAAGGUUCUCGACCUAGCCAGUGGGCGAGGCGGUGAUAUUGGGAAGUGGCUUCAUUGUCAAAGUCCCGAAUUGAGUUUUCUCACGGUAAAGUUGCCACGAACACUUUUAACUAGGGCGACCUUUUUGGAUUGUUACGAUGUUUCUUCCGAGUGCAUUGCCGAGGCGAGGAGACGCUACAAGGCGAUUGCAUCAGAUGCCGAGUGUGAUUGCGAUUGCGUCUUCACCGUUAAAGAUUGCUUCAGCGAGGAGUUUCUCCGUGGCCAGCUGCCAGCGUCAGAGAAUUUUGGUAAAUUUAACAUUGUCUCCAUUCAAUUUGCAUUUCACUACGCAUGUGAUACACUAGAGCGUAUUGACAUGGUGAUGGCAGCAAUAGCCGGUGCACUGGCGCCUGAUGGUGUGUUUAUUGCGACGACAGUGGACGAAAAGGUUCUUGCUGAGCGUGUGAGAAAGAAGCAAACCAAAAGUAGCGGGUUGUUUUCAUUGUACUUUGAUUCGGAGCCCGUGUGGGAAGGGGAUAGGCUUGCUGUGGGUACGAAGUAUCAUUUUGAAUUGGAAGGCUUUGUUGACUGUGACGAAUAUGUUGUUCCGGCCUCUUACGUCUGUGAGCGUGCCAUGCAUUACGGCAUGGAGGAAGUGACGGAAUUUUCAAAAACGUUUCAGUCCUUAUACGAGGGAUACAAAAAGAACCGGAACAAAAAUAAGGGACGUUAUUUGGUUGGCGGCGCGUUGGAGCUUGCCACACUGUACCGCACCUUUUGUUUCCGUAAGGUGAGUUAA